Molecule: messenger RNA, 409 nt
Organism: Acaulospora morrowiae
Lineage: Eukaryota; Fungi; Glomeromycota; Glomeromycetes; Diversisporales; Acaulosporaceae
Source: the annotation of a GenBank genome assembly
AAUGACGAUCACCCCAGAUCCUAAGGUCGAAAAUGGAGCAACUUUUGAUAUUCUAAGAGAGGAUCACACCAUGGGAAAUUUGAUUCGAAGCAAACUUUUGGAAGAACCACAGGUCACUUUUGCUGGAUAUAAAGUCCCUCAUCCUUUAGAAUAUAAUGUUAUACUGAAGGUCCAAACUACUGUUGACACUAAACCUGAAAUGAUGGUAGCAAAGGCGUUAAAUGAUCUAAUUACAGAAGUCAGUUACCUUAAGCAAAAAUUUGUGGAAGAACUUGGCCGCGCAAGAGCAUUGGUGAUACCCAGAGAGCAGAAGCCAAUGGAAGAACAGCAAAUGGGCAUCGCAUCUACGAGAGAAAGCAAUAUUCCGGUUGGAAAUGCCGGUGGUGUAGGAGUGGAUAUGGACUUCUAG